CCUACCACCGAAUGCCCGCAUCGUCGCCGGUUUCUCUGCCGCCGUGCCAUCUCCGCCGUCCACUCUCCAUCCAAACCGCGCCACACCCGCCGCCCGCCCUCAUGGCCACGGCCGCCGCCGCCGCCGCCUUUUCCCCACUCUCCGGCGCCUUCCUCCGCCACCGCCGCUGCUUUCCGCUCCGCCGCAGUGGACGCCUUCUCGCCGUCGCGGCUGUCUCCCCGGAAGCCCCCUCGCCUGCUCCCGCCUCGCCCCCGCCGCCGCCGGCGGCGGCUUCCCCACCGCCGCGCAAGGGCUACUUCCCGAAGCGGAACGAGGUCCUCGAGCUGACCUGCGAGGGGCUCGCGUUCAAGGGGAAGGGCGUCUGCAGGGUCGACGGCUCCAGCUUCGUCCUGCUCUGCGACGGCGCCCUCCCCGGCGAGCGCCUCGUCGCCCGCGUCCGCCGCAUCCGCCGCGGCGCCUUCGCCGAGGCCGCCAAGCUCAGGACCCUCGAGCCCCACCACGACGCCGUCGACGCGCCCUGCCCCCUCGCCGCCGACUGCGGCGGCUGCAAGACUCAGUCCCUCGCGUACGCCGCGCAAGUCCGGCACAAGUACCUCCAGGUGCGCGAGCUGCUCGUGAACUUUGGCAAGUUCAAUCCCAAGAAACUGGAGAGCGAUGAGCCCGACGCAAUCUUGAAGCCCAUCGUGCCGUGCGACGAGAUAUUCCGGUACAGGAACAAGAUGGAAUUCUCUUUCGGGACGAAGAGAUGGAUGAAAAGAGAGUGGAAGGAGGAGAAGGACGAUGAGGUGGUGAGGGAGGAAAAGAUUGAAGGUGAUGGCUAUUCGCUUGGAUUGCACGCGCCAGGGUUCUUUGAUAAGGUGCUGCAUGUAGAGAAAUGCUUACUGCAGAGCGAGCCAGCAGAUAAGGUACUUGCCAUUGUUCAAGAAACCUGGAUGGAUCCAUCUCUUGGUCUCACACCUUAUGAUGUGCACAAGCACAUUGGGUUUCUCAAGCAUCUUAUGAUAAGAACAGGAAGAAACGUCAACACUGGAGUUCCAGAAGUCAUGGUUAAUUUUGUGACAUCAUGUUAUAAACCAGAGCUACUGGGACCUCUUAUUAACAAGAUCACAGAAAUACCAGAAGUCGUCAGCAUCAUGAAUAAUGUGAACACAUCUGUUGGCAAUACAUCUGUGGGGGAAGAAGAAUAUACCUUGUAUGGGAAACCGACCAUUACAGAGAUGUUGAGAGGACUUACAUUCCAGAUAUCUGCCAACUCCUUUUUCCAGACUAAUACAAAACAGGCCGAUGUUCUGUACAAGCUUAUCGGGGACUCUGCUGGGCUUAAGGGAGAUGGCUCUGAGAUUAUUCUUGACUUAUUCUGUGGAACCGGAACCAUUGGUUUGACCCUUGCAAGAAGGGCAAAGCACGUAUAUGGAUAUGAAGUUGUUCCAGAAGCCAUUGCAGAUGCUAAAAAGAAUGCUAAGCUGAAUGGUAUCAGCAAUGCUACAUUUGUUCAGGGAGACCUUAAUAAAAUCAAUGAAACAUUUGGGAAGGAAUUUCCUAAGCCUGACAUAAUCAUAUCAGAUCCUAAUCGGCCAGGGAUGCACAUGAAACUAAUCAAGUGGCUACUAGAAGUUAAAUCCCCUCGAAUAGUGUAUGUUUCGUGUAAUCCAGCUACCUGUGCACGUGAUUUGGAUUACUUAUGUCAUGGCGUGGAGGAUAAAGAUUUGAGAGGAUGCUACCAGCUGAAGACUGUAGUACCUGUAGAUAUGUUCCCCCACACUCCUCAUAUCGAGUGUAUCUGCGUGCUAGAGCUGUGUUGAUUGUCUGUUUUGUUCAGCUGAAAACAAGCACAGGGAUUUCAAACAUGCUCCAUCUUGUCCUCAUUUCCUGACAAUUAGACUUGCAGAUCGGAUGGUGGUCUUACAAGCCAUGGAGUUGGUGUUUUUUUUUACUAAAGCCUGUUUAGAGUUACAAGAUACUUGAAGAUCACGUUUUGGGUUUCAUGGUAGUACAGCUGGGAGUAUGCUGCUUCGCUGAAUGAAUUCUUCAGUUGACAUAUCUCAUGCCUGCAGAUUAAGAGGAGAGGUUCUCUUAAAGAACAAACAGAUGAGAAGGGAUUUUGAUGUAGCUCAUCAACCUGAAUUGUGAUUGGAGCUACCCAUACGUUAAAGAAAUUGUUUUCUGAU
Oryza brachyantha (malo sina) is the source of this 2168-nucleotide messenger RNA. RefSeq lists its product as uncharacterized. The record is from RefSeq and is a predicted model, not a curated record. The transcript is spliced from 10 exons. Lineage: Eukaryota; Viridiplantae; Streptophyta; Magnoliopsida; Poales; Poaceae. Bases 12 to 1802 code for a protein of 596 amino acids. Gene Ontology annotation, biological process: RNA processing.